Messenger RNA from Morus notabilis, 1161 nucleotides. RefSeq lists its product as uncharacterized. Lineage: Eukaryota; Viridiplantae; Streptophyta; Magnoliopsida; Rosales; Moraceae. The coding region runs from base 86 to 859 and encodes 257 amino acids. The transcript is spliced from 4 exons. The record is from RefSeq and is a predicted model, not a curated record.
GACAAAUCACGAUCAAAGCCUCUGUGGAAACAGAAAUGGCUGUUACCCAAACGAAAAUCAUCUUCAGAAGCCAUAAGAAACAUCAAUGGGUUUACAAACAGCUUCAUUCCAGCUAUUAUCUUCCCGUUUCGCCAACUGGGUAGCUCCAAAUUCCGCUCAAACAUCCAUUCGAACAUCAAAUCUUUUCCCUCUUCAAAACCCACAUAUUCUCAAGUCCACAAACCUUAAUCUUCACAACCCCAGAUUUGAGCGAGCAAGAACCGGGGCAGCCUUAGAUGAACAAAACGCCACUUCCCCUCUUCUCGGCCAGGAACCAAAGCCCAACAGAGAUGUUGAAGAGAGUGUGAAAGUGCUCAAGGAGGCUGCAAAAACGAGAAAAGUACCCAAAGAUGAGGUUCUGUCUGCGCUAUCUGUAAUUGAGAAGGCAAAACUCGAUCCUUCAAGAUUCCUUGAUACACUCGGUGGUUCAAAAUCCCCAGGGAGAACCUGGAUGCUCAUUUUUACCUCUGAGAAACAAUUGAAGGGCGGUAGAUACUUCCCUCUUACAGCGGUUCAGAGGUUUGAUGCUGCUGCAAAGAGAAUUGAGAAUGGUGUAUAUCUUGGGCCAGUUGGAGCCUUAACUUUUGAAGGUAGAUUUUCCUGGAAAAAUAGAAUAUUGGCUUUCAUCUUUGAGUGCAUUAGAAUAAAAGUUGGAUCUUUGAACCCUUUAGAGAUCAGUCUAGGCCAAAAGGAUGAGAGAGAGCCAAGCACCAAAGAUCCUUUCUUUAUUUGGUUUUACAUUGACGAAGAACUGGCAGUUGCUCGGGGCAGAAGUGGGGGCACGGCAUUUUGGUGCCAGUGUCACCGUGUCAUGACUUGAUUUCUUCGUAGUUUCCGUACUUUGAGUUCCUCUGUGUAUGCAAAGCUUGAACCCUCGUCAAAUUGUACUAGAAUGAGCGAAAGAGCUCUAUGUCUGGUUACGUGGUUUCUCAACUUGUAUUGCUUUUAGUUUUUCGCUCCGAAUCCAUUGAUCGUAAUUUGAAGUCAAAUAUUCGAGUGUGCUAAAUAUCGAGAAAGAAUCACUAGUCAUUGCAUAUAAAGAUCAUGUAUACUAUAUGGAACAAUACUUGAUGCUUGGAUCUUAUGUAUUUGGUAUGCGCCCUUUGAUGAUUUGAAUUUCAA